Coprinopsis cinerea okayama7#130 is the source of this 1161-nucleotide messenger RNA. RefSeq lists its product as hypothetical. NCBI's taxonomy places the organism in Eukaryota, Fungi, Basidiomycota, Agaricomycetes, Agaricales, Psathyrellaceae. The coding region runs from base 1 to 1161 and encodes 386 amino acids. The record is from RefSeq and is a predicted model, not a curated record. The transcript is spliced from 3 exons.
AUGGCCCAACCAGAUGGUCGACUUCCUCAACGCCGCUUUCAAACCAACCUUGACUUGGACCAGAUGCAAUUCAUGCCUGGAGGGAUGUGGCUGAUCACCGCAAGGCAGGACGGUACCAUCGACUACGUGAGGCUCGGGAUAGAAUAUUUACCGACAGAGACCUUUUCUUGCAAUUUGGCGAUCGUGCAAGUCCCCGACUCCAGAUCUGGUCCCGCAAGGAACGAGCAACAGUGGACAUUAGAAGUGUGGGAGGUCAAGGUUCGCCGGGAAAGUGAUAAUUCGAGUGCUCCGCCACAUCUGGAAGCCAGUCGACUCUCAUCAAUCUGGUUGCCCCUCGAGGAUACCACCAAUCGCGCCUGGGUUUACACGUGCUCGUUGUACGCCUCAACCGUUGCCUACGCCAUCCUCCGGGAGGGGAUUUCCCAUUUCGUCUCCAUAUUGGAUUGGAAGGAGAUGAACGGAAGAUCGGACCCCGUGGUGCGGUACAUCACCCUCGAACUCCAUAUCUGCACUUACAUCAGUCUUCUCCCUGACCAGAAGUUGACCACCCUCGUCGAUUGCGAAGUAGGCCUGCACGCUUGGAACCACAUCGAGCCGCACCAGACAUACAACUUGUUCCUGACCUCCCCCACAGAGCCGGUGUCACGAGUCUUCAAGCUCUUCAGCCUGGCCGCGUCAUUUCACAUCCCAUGGACUUCUCGCCCCUAUUACUUUGACGAGUCGACACGGAUCACAGUGUCGACAGGUAGAGAGAUCCUCGGUCUAGUAUUUCCCCGCAAGGAUGACACCUGUCUCCUGAAGCAUGUAUUCGCAAAGACCUUCAGACGCGAGCCAGAGAACCGUGGCCGCUGGGCUUGCUCAUACGACACGGUCGUACAUCGCCGUGCGGAAACACUGUACGUUCGCCUGCAGUGGCCAGAGGACCUCCAUAACUUCAAAGUCGUUCAGCCCUCGAGUAUUGACUCUGAUGACGGUGACGAUGACACGGACGAAUCCCAGGACACAGAUUCUGAAGUCGAGGAGUGGGAGUGGGAGUCACAGGACCAAGACGAAGGAGAUGUUGAUUAUGCGCACCUGUAUUAUGACGAGGUAUCUGGGAAGACGCUAGUGUCUUACCUUCCAGAUACCCGUUCCAGUCGCCUACUUCACUUCCCCCAGUAG